Molecule: messenger RNA, 1092 nt
Organism: Phragmites australis (common reed)
Lineage: Eukaryota; Viridiplantae; Streptophyta; Magnoliopsida; Poales; Poaceae
Product: protein TIFY 11d-like
Exons: 3
Coding region: 170-751 (193 amino acids)
Biological process (GO): regulation of defense response; response to wounding; regulation of jasmonic acid mediated signaling pathway
Cellular component (GO): nucleus
Source: RefSeq, a predicted model, not a curated record
ACAAACAAAUGCAGCCCAAAGCCGCGCCGAGUACGUCACACCACUAUAACUACACGCGCCCGGACGAGCCCUCCCCCGCAACAGAGAGACCGAACCACCACAACCUGUGCCCCACGGCACUGCUCUUUCGUGGAGAGAGCGAGCGAAGACGAGGAGGAGCGAGGAGCAGAUGGCCGCCGCCGGGAGCAGCAGGUUCGCCGUCACGUGCGGGCUCCUGCGGCAGUACAUGACGAGGGAGCACCAGCAGCAGGAGUCGCAGCAGCAGAUGGGCGGCCUCGCCGGCGCGUUCCGGCUGCCAACCCUGUCGGAGGCUGAGGAGACGACGGACGCAAGGACCAUGCAGCUCUUCCCCACGCGCGCCGGCACGUCGCAGCCGUCCCAGGAGCGGCCGGAGGCGCAGGCGAAGGCGCCGCUGGCCAUCUUCUACGAGGGGCGGGUGGUCGUGUUCGAGGACUUCCCAGCCGAGAAGGCCAAGGAGGUGAUGCAGCUCGCGGGGUCUUGGUCCUCGCCUCCGCUGCCGCUGCAGAACGGAGCGAUGGAGGUGCCAGAGAAGCCGGAGCCAUUGGCUACGCCCUCCGACCUGCCCAUCGCAAGGAAGGCCUCGCUGCAGAGGUUCCUUCAGAAGAGGAAGCACAGGAUCAGCGCCACCGACCCUUACCACAAGGAAACCGCGUCUCCGGCACCGGAGAAAGACACUGCCGGCGGCAAGUCAGUAAAAGAUGAACCUGCUGCCUCUUGGCUAGGGCUCUGAAAACCUUCAGGAUUCAGGUCCUCAGGAGAACAUUGAUGAGAAGGGAAAGCAGUACUGACUUGUUCCUCCACUAUGGUUUAAGGUCUUGUACUUCUAUUUGAGAAUUCUUCGGAACCCGAAGAAUUCUUUUGCCAAUUAUCUGCCAUUCGAUCGAGGGCUUAUGAGAUGGUAUAUAUCUUUUUAAUCUGUUGAUGUUGUUGUAGUAAUGUGCAAUUGCAGCUUGGUUGUGAACAAUAGUGUGUGCAGUUGUCUAAUAUAAUGUGUGAUCGAAUGCUGUUUCUUCUGUGAAAGUAGGGAGAUUAGAAGAUUGUUAGGUUAUAAAAAGUUAUUUCUGUCCUUAA